AUGGACCCCUUUGCAGAUGAGAUCGAUGCUGAGCUUCCAGACCAAUUCGUCCGCCAGAAUUCCUCCGCUACCCGCGUCGGACACGGAGGAACAAUAUUUCAAGUGAACAACAGUCCGCACACAAGCCCAACCCAAGCCCAGCUGGGAGGUCAACACACGAAAGAUUCCAUCCUGAGCAACAUGAAGAUCUCGAUCGCUUCCAUCUUGAUUGUGGCUGGGUUAGCCGUUGCGCAGGAUCUCACCCAGCUCCCGUUCUGCGCAAUCUCGUGCGCAUUUCGAGCGAUUGCAUCGGCGGGAUGUAGUGUGACUGAUGCAAAAUGUAUCUGCACCAAAGAUUCCUUCUUCACCGACAUCAACUCCUGCCUCACGACCUCUUGCAGCGGGGACAAUAAGCAAAGUAAGCGCGGCCUCGGGGAUAUCAUGCAAGUCUUGACUGAGGGGAUUGGGAUGUAUGAAGCUAAAUCUGCCUGCCAACCAGAAACAAUCGACUUUGCCCGAUCUUUCUGUGGCUCGGCAGGAGUGUCCAUUCCCACGCCGCCAAAGUCGUCUGCGCCCAUGGCGACCGCUACGCGACCGGCUUCAUCAACAACGGUCUUCUCAUCUAGCGUGGUCGCGACCGCUAGUCCCACUGUCACGAAUUUGCCUUCACAUGGUGCCUUCACACACGCACUUUUCACCCCAAAUGUCGACCGACUUCCUCGCUUGGAACACAUACUAGUCGUUCGAUCGUAA
This is a messenger RNA of Penicillium oxalicum, 732 nucleotides long. Its product is annotated as CFEM domain-containing protein. Bases 1 to 732 code for a protein of 243 amino acids. The record is from RefSeq and is a predicted model, not a curated record. Lineage: Eukaryota; Fungi; Ascomycota; Eurotiomycetes; Eurotiales; Aspergillaceae. The transcript is spliced from 3 exons.